GGUGGGUGCCAUCCCCUUCCCUAAGUAAUCCAUGUGCCUUCAGCACACACAGUUGGGCUUGUCCCAUGCCACCUGGAAAGAAUAAAUCAGAAGAGCCUGUGUUUGGGUUUGGGAUUAACUGGGUUUCCUGUAAAUAGUCAGCAGAGGUCACUGCCUGCUGGGAGCGACUAAACAAGGCCCAGCUUGCUGUGGUUUAGACAACCAAAUCUGUUCCGCUGUGUUUUGGCUCAGGCAGGCUUUGGGAAGGUAAUAUUUCCCUCUGGGGCUGAGGAUGUGAGGUGGAGCUGCAAGAAACACAAUGCAGGGUAAAAAGGGCACUGCUGGAUUUGUGUUGGCAAUUGAAGCUUUAAAGUGCAAAAAGAGCAAAUGGUUGUGGGUUCUGCCAACACUCUUGUUGGAAAACAGGGAGAGUUGUGUGCAGCAUCAAUGAGCUGAGCCCAGUGUGCUGCUGAGCUGAGUGAGGAAACCCCAUAGGCACUGCUGGCCUUAAAGCUUUCAGGUAAGAACUGCAGUGCCCGGAGGGAUGCCAUCAUCUUGAGGACACCCAUGGGCAUUGUGCAGGGACCAGCACUGGAUGCCUUCACCUCCAGAUCAUCUCAACUGGCAGCUCUGCACACAGCAAACAAUUUCAACAUCUGCUUGGGUUGCGUUCAAUUCUCUAGCGUUUUUGUUUCGUGGGUUGGGUAAACAUCUUCUUUCUUGCUAGGAGCAGUUAAUCAUUGAUAGGAGAACUGGCAAGGGUCUGGUCCCUGUAGAGCAUGUGGUUUGCUGUGUGCAGCCAUUUCUGAGCGUGUGGGUGGAUCGGAACCCCUCCUUCAGCACAGCAGGGCUGUGUCAGUGCCAUUGGAUGCACCCAUCACUGCCUGCAGAGCCCAGUCUGGUGCCAUCCCCUGCAGAGCCCAGGUUAUUUGGCCUAGAAAAAGCAUGCUGUGACAUCUGCAACGUGGUCAGGAUGAGGAUGGUGACAGCUCUGGGGUCAAUGAAACCAAGGAGCUGUGCUGUUGUCCUGGUGCUGCUCCUCACUGCUGUCCUGGUGGUGGGCAUCCAGGGUGCCUGCGAUGCUCCACCACGGUUCUCAUUUGCAGAGCUGAAAGAAGACUACCUGUACAACAGGACAUAUUCCACCUUUGAUGUGGUGGAAUACCGCUGUCGGCCGGGCUACAUGAGAAAUUUCAGGGCCAGGAACACUUACGUUUGUGAAAGAAACAGGUGGAAAGGAUCAAACAACUUCUGCUUACCAAAGCCCUGCAGUUACCCUGGAGAGCCGAUCAAUGGUCGGCUUGUGGAAGCACAGCAAUUCACCUUUGGGUCCAUAGCAAACUACAGCUGUGACACUGGGUAUAGACUGGUUGGAAAUUCCCAUAUAAGAUGUGUGAUUAAAGAUGGGGAUGUUGCUUGGGAUGGAAACAUUCCCAUCUGUGAUCCGAUUCCAUGUUUACCCCCUCCAAAAAUAGCUAAUGGAGAGCACAACGGAGGUACCGUCGAGCUCUUCACUUAUGGAGCUUCUGUCACCUACCGCUGCCACACUAACAGCAGGGGGAAGAAGCAGUUCUCCCUGGUGGGGGAUGCCUCUAUUUUCUGUACAACCAAUGACAAUGUGAAUGGUGUGUGGAACAAGCCAGCCCCGGAGUGCAAAGUGGUGAGCUGCAGGGAGCCCCAGGUGGAGCACGGCCGGCUGCAGAGCGGGUACAAGGCUGAAUACACCUACAGUGAUGCCGUUGUCUUCGACUGUGAAUUCCGCUACUCGCUGCUGGGCAGCGACACAGCCAUGUGCCAGGAGGAUGGUAGCUGGGACCCACCGCUACCGCAAUGCCAACGCAGCAGCUGUGAUGACCCUCCUGAUGUGCAGAAUGCUGUUAAAGCAAGACUAGCGGGCAAUUUAUUUCCUAUUGAGACUGUCAUCACUUAUGAAUGCAAGUCAGGCUAUGAGUUCAGCCCUGGAGUAGUGAUGCAACACAUCAGUUGUCUUCCAGACUAUACAUGGACUGAAAUUCCACCUCCCUGUCAAAGAGUUAGUUGCCCAAAUCCAGCUACCAAGAAGGGAAUGCGCAUAAGCGCCUGGGAUGAAAAAGAUGCGUAUGUGUUUGGAGACAGAGUCCGAAUUACUUGUGACCCUGGCUAUGUUUUCAAGGAUCGUGAUGAUUAUGUCAUACUUCAGUGUACAAACAAUGGCACGUGGAACCGGGCAGCACCAGAGUGUAUUCCAGUACCUCAUUGCACAAAGCCUGUCAUUGCCCAUGGAAGAGAGGUUUAUACAAGCAAAAAUGAUUACACAGUUGGGACUCAAGUGAGGAUAGAGUGUGAUGAAGGCUACAUGCUCAGUAUCCAAGAGUCAGUCACGUGCCAGGAUGAUGGGAACUGGUUUCCCACAUUACCCUACUGUCAGAAAGUCUGCGGCCCCCCUCCACAAAGCACCCAUGGUCUGAAGGUCGAUCAAACAUCAUCAUUUUUCCCCUAUGGCUACAGAGCAAAAUAUAGUUGUGCUGCUGGGCUGUCCCUCAUUGGGGAUGAAUUCAUCUACUGCACCUCUGAGGAUGGAGUGAACCUGGAAUGGAGCGGCCCUGCCCCAGAGUGCAGGGAGGUUCACUGCCCCCUGCCCGUGGUUGAGAAUGGAGAGAUGGUUACACCGCAGCACACAUUCCCCUAUGGGACCACAGUGAGCUUCUACUGCAAGGAGGGCUUCACACUGCAGGGCAAUGCUGAGAUCAGCUGCAUGGCUGAUGGGACCUGGCAUCCAGCCCUGCCUGAAUGCCAGCCAGUUAAGUGUCUUGCGCCAAGGAACAAGGAGAACCUACAGGUUUUCUCUGACAAGGAGGAGUACAUGUUUAAUGAAUCUCUGUACUUCUCCUGCAAGCAGAGCAGCAAUCCAUCAGAGAUGCUGAUAACCACCUGCUCUACUGGAGGCUCUUGGAUGCCACCUCCCAACUGUAGAACACAUCAUGCGUGCAAGAAGAUCCGUCAAAUCCAGGAAACCUUUGAGUGUGGGGUUCCUCUGUCAGAACUGAGAACUCUGCUGGAAGUACAGAAACUCUACCUGGAGAUCCAGAAGCUGGAGAAGGAGCUGGGAGCAAGAGGGGGCCGCUCGUGGCUAAACAAGGCCAGCAUGAUGCAGAGCAGCUCUGGCUACAUCCCAGCUUUGCUCCCCACCAUCCCCAUGCAGUGCAGGAAUCUGUGCAGUCCUUUUGCACGGCUGCUGCUCACCAUGCGGGUGCUCCUGGGCUGGAUGGGGCCAUUGCUGGCACUGCUGGUGCUGCAGCCAGCGGGGAGCCUGGAGGUGCAGUGCCCGGUCCCGACCAUCCCUAAUGGGCGGCUGAAUCCUGCACAGAAGGAACUCAGUGCUGGGAGCUCAGCUGUGCUUGAAUGCGAUGCUGGCUACGUCCCCAUGGGCAGCAGCACUGUGAAAUGUCUGAGCAGUGGCAGACUGCAGCCACGGGCACCAGCAUGCACCCGAGGUCGCUGUCCUCCCCCUCCCAUUGUGGACCACGCUGACCGCAGACCUUCCUAUGAGCUCCUGGUGGGUUCCACCAUCACCUACUUCUGCAGACAUGGAUACACGUUGAUCCCCGGCGUAUCUCCAACAACAACGUGCCUCAAAAACUUCACCUGGUCCGCGAUCCCAACGCUUUGCCAGAUUGUGCUGUGCCCGAGCCCGGCCAUCAUCAACGGGAAGGAGAUGAGUGUGAAGCAAGAGAAAUACAGCGUUGGGCAGCAGGUGGAGUUCAUGUGCAACCCAGGCUAUAGGAUGUGGGGCAGCCAGAGGACUCAAUGCUGGUCGGAUGGGACGUGGAAACCCCCAGUGCCGUACUGCGAUAAGGUCUGUAGCCCCCCUCCAGUGAUCGCCAAUGGGCAGCACACCGGCUUGAGAACAGAAGUGUUUCCCUAUGGCACGGAGGUGAAGUACAGCUGUGCCACUGGGCUGUCCCUUAUUGGGGCUGAGUCCAUCUACUGCACCUCUGAGGAUGGGGGGAAUCUGACAUGGAGCGGCCCUGCCCCGGAGUGUAGGGUGGUUCGCUGCCCCAGGCCUGUGGUUACCCAUGGGAGGAUGGAUGUAUCAUGGCACACGUUUUCCUAUGGGACAUCAGUGCGUUUCUCCUGCAAUGAGGGCUUUGUGCUUCAUGGCAAUGCUGAGAGCCGCUGUGUGGCUGAUGGUACAUGGCAGCCAGCCCUGCCUGAAUGCCAGCCAGUUCAAUGUCCCAAACCACGAGUUGCCAAUGGGAAGCUGACAAGCACUGAUCAGAUGUGGUACCCAAUAAACACAACAGUCACAUUUGAGUGCCAUGAGGGAUACCAAUACUUCUCAGGUGAUGGAGAAGCUGCAUUAAAGGACUCUUGGACAGCCACGUGUUUGGCUGAUGGCAACUGGACACCAUUGCCCAAGUGUAAGAAGGAAGGUGAUGCUGACAUGUGCGGAGAGGUCGCUUAUGUCCAAGGUAUCGUCUCUGAUUGCCACGUGCCUACGGAGGAUGUGAAAACUCUGCUGGAAAUACAAAAACUCUUCCUGGAAAUUCAGAAACUGAAGGUGGAAUUGCAAGGACUGAGCAAGGAGCACGUUCUGCACUGCAUCCCCUCCCAGCUUCCCAAAACAGCAGCUGGGAGCCAGCAGCUCUGCAGAACAGCACAGGGAUUGAUUGCUGUGAUGACAGGGAUUGCUGUGAUGGGGUCUGGAGGAGGAUUGAAGUGCCUGGACACCCCAAGCUGUGGGAUUCAUGCUGCAGUGCAAGGAUCCAUCCAUCCCGUAUUGCUCCUGGCUCUGCUGGGGCUCCUUGGCGUGCCAAUGGCUCACGGUGCCUGUGGUCCCCCCCCUCUCAUGCCCCACUCCCAACCCUCCGACAUCGAGCAGCUCAGCAGUUUCCCUGUGGGCUCCAGGGUGACCUACCUGUGUGUGCACGGUGCUGUCAGGAUCCCUGGGGUGCUGGACACGGUGCAGUGCCUGCCUGGCUCUCAGUGGUCGGAGCUGCGUGAUCCCUGUGGCUUGAGCUGCACCACCCCGACCACGCUGCACUUUGCUGCCCUGUCUGAGGUGGACGAGAUGAUCAAUUUCUACCCUGUUGGGUUCACUGUGAGCUACAGCUGCCGCCCUGGAUAUGAGAACAUCACAGAGAACCAACCCAGCAGCACCUGCCUUGAGAACCUGAUGUGGUCGGAGGUCCCGGAGUUAUGCCAGAGGAAAUCCUGUGGUCCUCCCAUGGCCCCACCUGCAGGGAGGACCCUCCAACCCACAGACUUUCUGUUUGGCACACGUGUGAGCGUGCUCUGCAAUGAGGGGUACCAGCUCCAUGGGAGGAACUUCAUCCAGUGCUGGCUUAAAGGAGAUGAUGUCGAGUGGAGUAAACUUCCAACCUGUGAAUUAAUCACCUGCUCUUCACCCCCUCGGAUCAGCAAUGGGAAGCACGAUGGUGAAGGUGUGGAAAAGUUUGCUUACAACUCAACAGUGUCCUACAGCUGUGAUUCUGGCUUCCAACUCAUUGGGAACGUGAGCAUCCGUUGUACGAGAGCAGGCAAUGCUGGAGGGGGAUGGAGUGGAGCAGUGCCCCAAUGUAAAGAAAUAAGCCCACCUGUCAAACUCAGAGUAAAACCCAUGGAGAGGAGUCCUCCUCCCCAGAGUCCCCAGAGAAGUGGCCUCAAACCACUCAAGAAGAUUUCCAGAAUGGAAAUGAAAAUCAACCUCUAUAAGAAAUCACUCCAAAACACCAACUCCUUCUCUUCUUCAUCCUCCACAAAGCCAGCAGGGAACUGUGCUACCUCAGCUCUCAAAUCUGUGCUGCCUUUGUACAAACCCCAACGUUCCUUCUCUCCUGGAAGCCACCAACCAUCUCCAUGUUCUCCCAAGUUCCGCAGCAUCUCUGCUGUUCUCCCCAAUGUUGGCUGCUCUGAAAGCAUUUGGUGGUCUAAAGCUGCAGCAUUUUGUGGAAGGCGAUCGUGGGCAGCCAGGAGAAGCUGGAUGUGGCAGAAGUGCUGCUAUCACCGCUUUCCCAUCCGCUGCAAAGGGCUCUUUUACCUGGGGGAGGAUGAAGACAGACCCCUCUGCCCCGAGCCAGGGGGCGGCUCCUCUCCCUUCGUAAUACGGGCCGGGAGGGGCCGGAUCCAGGCGGGGCUGGGGCUGGAGGAGUUCCCCAUAUGCCCGUGGGCUGCGAUGGGCUCCGUGCCGUACCGCUCGCUGCUGUCUCUGCUGCUGUCCCCGCUGUCUGUGCUGCCCGCAGUGUGCGGUGACUGUGGGCCACUGCCCAACCUCAACAGGGCAGAGCCCCCUGAGGACGACAGGCACAAGGACAGCUUCCCUGUGGGCUACCAAGUGACCUAUAGAUGCCUCCAGAAUUACUCGAAGAUCCCAUCGCGGUCGGAUACAAUCGUGUGCUUUAAUAACUCCCGAUGGUCCAGACUGCAGGAGUUUUGUGACCGCAGCUGCCAGAGCCCUCCCCAAGUGCCCUUUGCCAAACUAUCAGAAGAAGAUGAAAUGAAGAACUUUUACGCUGUUGGGAUCACAGUGCGCUAUGACUGCAGGCCAGGCUAUGAGAACAGCACUGCUGUGCCCCCCAGCAGCACCUGCAGAGAGAAUUCAACAUGGUCAGAAGUCCCUGAGCUGUGUCACAGUGACUGCCCAGAACCACCGAGGUUCUCUUUUGCGGAGCCCCCUGACCCCACCAACUCUUCGUACCCUGUUGGAAGCAGGCUGUUGUACCGCUGCCGCCCGGGGUACAUGAGAGAUGUGAAUAAGUCCAACCGUGUUACCUGCCUGCCUAACUCCACCUGGGCUUCACAACCUGAUUUCUGCAUUGGAAAGUUAUGUAUGCCACCCGAAAUAACAAAUGGUGACUUCCAUGUCAGCACUGACCUCCGGUUUGGAGCCACAAUAAACUUCACCUGCAAGGCUGGGUACCGCUUAGUUGGGAGCCCGACAGCACAAUGUGUUCUGAGUGGCAGUGAUGUUGUUUGGGAUAAGGUUCCACACUGCGAGAUGAUUCCCUGUUCACCACCUCCUGUGAUUGAGAACGGACAUCACAGCGAUGCACACACAGACUACACCUAUGGGAUCGCUGUAACUUACAGCUGCAAAGAAGGGUUUUCUCUCAUUGGGAACGCCACCAUUCACUGUACAACACACGAUAACCUCAAUGGGAUAUGGAGCAGUCCAGCCCCAGAAUGCAAAGUGGUGAGAUGUGAAAAGCCAGAAGUGGAAAAUGGGAAGAAUCUCAAUAGCUUUGCCACCGAGUACACGUAUGGAGAAAAAGUGAGCUUUGAGUGUGUUCCUGGGCAUGCUUUGAAUGGCUCUCAGACAGUUACCUGUGAUGCAGACAGUGCCUGGAAGCCAGCUCUGCCAACGUGUGACCCACGAUACUGCGGCCCUCCUCCUAACAUCCCUUCUGCUGAGUUAAUGGGGGCUGUGAACAGCAGCUCCUUGGCUGGAACAAAGCUGACAUACCAGUGUCAGCCAGGUUUCACCACGGAGAAUGGGAGGACUUUGGAAGUCACCUGUCUGCUCGACACAACCUGGUCUGCAGGCUCUGCACUGUGCACACGUCAGCAAUGCGCUGUUCCCACAGUACAGAAUGGGAUGGUGAAUGGGGACAGCUUUCUAUUUGGGAUGACUGUGACCUUCUCAUGCAAGAGUGGGUACAAAUUAAAGGGAUCAUCUUCUGCCAAAUGCGUGGCAAUGGGAAAUGGAGUUGAAUGGGACGUGGAUCUCCCAUCCUGUGAAAGACAGCGCUCUGAUGUUCUCUGUGAUCGACCCCCCAGCAUUGGCAAUGGGGUGCACAAUGGCACAGGGGGCACAGUGUUCCUCCAGGGCUCCGUUGUGGUUUAUUCCUGCAAUCAUGGUUUCAUCCUGGCUGGAAGCAGCUCCAUUCAGUGCCUUGCAAAGACCCAGGACCAUGGAGUCUGGAGCACACCCACUCCUGAGUGCAGAGGUGGAGCAAGCAGCAUCAUUGCUGGGAUGCUCUGGCCCAUCCGGCUGAAAGCCCCUCGUGCCUUCCCUGUCACAGAUACCCCAUGUCACACAGCAGCUCCCAAGGGCCCAUCCUCCAUUACAUGGAAGGACCAGAAAACCAACAGCAGAAGCUCAAUGGGGCUGCACAGCUCAGGCUGGUGUCCGCCUCCACCCUGUGCUGGAGCCCACAGGUUCCUGUCCUCCAGCCCUGGGAAGCCCCACAGCUGUGAUCCUUCCUCAAGCAUGGGGAACCAGGACCCCUAUAUCUGCAUUGGAGCCUCUGGGGUCUGCAGGCUGCACCAGGAUCAGAGCAUGGUGCUCACCUUCACCCUCAGCAUCCUGGGCUGCUCCGCUCUGCUCCUGCCUGCUGUGAGUGGGCAACAAGUCAGGCAGCGCCGAUGCCCAGUGCCACACAUUGAGAAUGGGAGGAGAGCUCCUUCUCGCUACAUCUUUCGGCCUGGGGACAGAGUAAGAUUCACCUGCAACACAGGCUACACCUUGCAAGGCUCCCCCACGAGUGUCUGCCAAUCUGACUUCAGCUGGAGCCCACCUUUGCCAGCAUGCAAAAAGGAGGUGAUGUGUCUGCAGCCCCCGAAUAUCGCCAAUGGGCUGCACAGUGGCCAAUCCAUGGAUAAAUUUCCCCCGGGAGCAAUUGUGUCCUACAGCUGCAAGGAUGGCUUCGAGCUGCUGGGCAACGUCUCCAUCAACUGCUCAGCAGUCGGGCGCUGGAGCCGACCCCUGCCCCGUUGCAAAGCCAUCGGCUGCCAGAGUCCCACAGUGCACAAUGGGAAGGUGCAGGUGCCAAAGGACACCUAUGAGGCUGGGGAGAUGCUGUGGUUUAACUGCAAUCCUGGCUAUGCUGCAGAGGGCAGCCAUUGGGCUCAGUGCAAGCCUGGGGGGAGCUGGGACCCACCAGUGCUCAGCUGUGAGCGCAUCCAGCCAUGCCCCAUGCCUCCGAAGAUCAGCAAUGGAGAUCACAAUGGCCACGGCAAAGCAGAGUUCACCAUGGGGAUGUAUGUGAUGUACACUUGCAAUCUCGGUUACUACCUGGCUGGGGAUGUGGAUCGUGUGUUUUGCAAAGCAUCAGGGAAAUGGAGCCAGCCCAGCCCACGCUGUGAAGAAGUGACGUGUCCUCAGCCCCCAAACAUCGCCAAUGGGCUGCACAGUGGCCGCUCCUCUGCCAGGUUCCCACAUGGCACCACUGUAUCCUACAGCUGCAAGGAUGGCUUUGAGCUGGUGGGGAACGUCUCCAUCAACUGCUCAGCAGUCGGGCGCUGGAGCCGACCCCUGCCCCGCUGCCAAGCCAUUGGCUGCCAGAGACCCACAGUGCGCAAUGGGAAGGUGCAGGUGCCAAAGGACACCUACGAGGCUGGGGAGACGCUGUGGUUUGACUGCAACCCUGGCUAUGCUGCAGAGGGCAGCCAUAGGGCUCAGUGCAAACCUGGGGGGAGCUGGGACCCACCAGUGCUCAGCUGUGAGCAGGUCCGGCCCUGCCCCAUGCCUCCAAAGAUCAGCAAUGGAGAUCACAACCGGCACGGUGAAGCCUUUUUCACCACGGGAAUGUCUGUGACAUACACCUGUGAUCCCACCUUCUACCUGGUUGGGAACGCACACGUGGUUUGUAGAGCAUCAGGGACCUGGAGCCAGCCCAGCCCACGCUGUGAAGCAACCAUUUGCUUGAAGCCAGACAUACAGGAUGGGUGGAUAGUUGAUGAUCAUGGACUCAUCUAUGCACCAGGGCAAACAGUGACGUUUCAGUGCAAGGAAGGCUACAGUCUGCAUGGUAGUGCCCAAUCUCUGUGCCAGAAGGAUGGUGGAUGGGACCCCCCAGUGCCCCUAUGUGAUCUACUCCAUGGCCCUAUGCUGCCCAGUAGGGCUGAGCACUCAGGUGGCUGUGGGCUUCCCACCAGGCUGAACUUUGCUGAGCUCAAUGAGGAGCACAGAAAUGAGAUUGAUUUCUCUGUUGGGAAGACUGUAGGAUACACUUGUCGGCCCGGAUUUGUUAAGCACCCAGGAAUGUCACCCACUAUUACUUGCCUGCAGAGCGGAGUGUGGUCAGAAGCACUCGAGUUCUGUAAAAGGAGACAAUGCAGUCACCCCGGGGAACCUGAGAACGGCCGGAUUACGGUCCUGGCAGAUCUCUUCUUUGGGUCAACAGUGGUCUACAGCUGUGAGGAAGGGCACAGGCUGAUCGGGCAGCCCAGCCGGAGAUGUGAGAUCUCAGGGAACCGUGUUGCAUGGACCGGUGACAUUCCCACCUGCCAACGUAUCCCUUGUGAGCCCCCCCCGAGCAUCCCCCAUGGGAAGCACACAGGGCGGCUGCUGGAUGAGUUCCACUAUGGCAUCUCGGUCACCUACAGCUGCGAGCCCGGCUACCCACUGCAUGGGGAUGCCUCCAUCUUCUGCACCACCCAGGAUGGGAAAAACGGGGUGUGGAGUGGGCCCCCCCCAGUGUGUGGAGAAGCUGGAUGCUCUGCCCCGCAGAUCCAGAAUGGGAGGAUAGUGUCAGCUCCUCGGAGCACCUACACACACAACGACACUGUCACCUUCGAGUGCGAGCCAGGCUACAUCAUCCAUGGCCCCAGAGUAGUGCAGUGCCAACAGAACAACACCUGGCAGCCCCCGGUGCCCAUCUGCGAGCAGGCUGGAUGCAGGACACCCCCAAGGUUGGAGUUUGCUGAGCUGAAGGAACCCUAUAGGAACCAGACUGCCUUCCCUGUGGGUGCAACUGUGGAGUACAGGUGCCAGCCUGGCUAUGCCUGGCACGUGGGGAUGUCACCAACCAUCACGUGCCUUGGGAAUCAGAGCUGGUCUGUGGCUCUGGAGUUCUGCAAAAGGAUGCAAUGUGUGAACCCUGAGGACCCACAGAAUGGCAGAGCCAUAGUCCUGACCGACCUCCUCCUUGGGUCCAAAGUGAAUUACACGUGUAACAAGGGGUACAAGCUGAUCGGGCAUUUACAGAGGACAUGCGAGGUGUCUGGCACACGUGUUGCAUGGAGCGGGGAUGCACCCACCUGCCAUCGUAUCAUCUGUGAUCCACCCCCGGACAUCCCUCAUGGGACACACAGUGGGAGAUUGAUGGAUACCUUCCCCUAUGCCACUCCAGUCACCUACACGUGUGAGCCAGGCCGUGUUUUGGUUGGGACAGCCUCCAUCUUCUGUACCACGGAGGAUGGGGAGAGCGGUGCCUGGAGUGGGCCACCGCCGAGCUGUGGAGAGGUGCAGUGUCCUCCCCCUCCAAGCAUUGCCAAUGGGAAGCACAACAGCCAGCCCUCGGACACGUUCCUUCCCGGUGCAGCUGUUCAGUACACCUGUAAGGAUGGCUAUUUGCUCACUGGGAAUGCAUCCAUCACCUGCACUGCUGCAGGAACAUGGAGCCGGCCCCGGCCGCGUUGUGAAGCAAUAGGCUGCAAAAGACCCGAUAUUGAGAAUGGAAGAGUGACUGGGCCAGAGUCCAUCUAUAUGCCUGAGGACGUCGCUGUCUUUGAAUGUGAUUUUGGUUAUGCCUUAAAGGGCUCUCAGAAGUCUCAGUGCCAGUUUGAGGGAACCUGGGAUCCUCCUGUCCCCACCUGUGAAAAGAUGCUGAGGUGUCCUUCCCCUCCAAAUAUCACACACGGUCAGUACAGCAGAGAGGAUGUGAAAGUGUUUGUCCCUGGAACCUCUGUGAGGUACAGCUGUGACCCGGGGUAUGUCCUCACUGGGAAAACAACAGUGACUUGUUUGACAUCUGGAGUGUGGAGCAUCCCUUACCCGCGGUGCGAAGUGGUCACUUGCAUGAGCCCUAGCAUUAAGCAUGGAGAAGUGGCUAAAGAACAGCAGCAAGCUGUCUACCACCCCGGGACCAUCAUCACCAUCCAGUGCCACCCGGGCUAUGUGCUGCGGGGCAGGCAGGGGUACAAGUGCCACUCUGAUGGCCGCUGGGUCCCCUCUGUCCCCAGUUGCGAGCCAGCGCUGCCUUGCCCUCCACCACCCACCCUUGCCCAUGGCAUACACGAUGCUGAGCUUGGGGCCAACUUCACCAGUGGAAUGUCUGUGAACUAUAGCUGUCAGACCGGCUUCUCCCUGAUUGGGGACCCCUCUGUCCAGUGCAUGGAAGGGAACUGGAGCCUCCCGUACCCACACUGUGCAGUUGGAUGUGGGACUCCAACAAGGUUACAGUUUGCUGAGCUAAACAAGGAGUAUAAGAAUUGGACUGAGUUUCCAGUUGGGACCACAGUGAGAUACACCUGCCUGCCAGGAUAUGCCAGACAUUCACAGAUACCACCCACUAUUAAGUGCCUUGAAAAUCAGACGUGGUCCGAAGCCAAGAGGUUUUGCAGACGGAGAAGGUGUGAUCAUCCAAGAGAACCAGAAAAUGGCAGAGUUAUUGUUACGACAGAUCUCUUCUUCGGAUCGACAGUGAAUUACACUUGUGAUGAAGGGUACAGGAUAGUUGGAGCAUCCCAGCGGCACUGUGUGACUUCAGGCUCUGGGACACGAGUGACAUGGAGUGGGGACAUUCCCAUCUGCCAGGGUAUUGUUUGUGACCCACCGCCUGACAUCCCAAAUGCAACACACAGUGGGCACUUGAUGGAUGCCUUUCCCUAUGCAGCUGUGGUCACAUACACAUGUGAGCCUGGCCACGUGCUGGCUGGGACAGCCUCCAUCUUCUGUACCACAGAGGAUGGGGAGCACGGUGCCUGGAGUGGACCACCACCACAUUGUGGAGGGCAGCUGUGUCCUUCCCCACCUGAGAUUGACCAUGGCCAGCAUGAUGGCAAAGACGUGGAGUUCAUCCCUGGAAUGUCUGUAAAUUACAGCUGUGACCCUGGCUACUCUCUUACUGGAAAAGCAGCUCUGUACUGUACUGACAAUGGAAGCUGGAGCAGCCCUCAGCCCCGCUGUGAAGUUCUACAAUGUCCUACACCUCCAAAUAUCGAUGGAGGCAAUCACAACAGCCAGGAUGUGGAAGUUUUCCUUCCUGGGAUGGUUGUGAACUACAGCUGUGAUCCUGGCUACAGCCUGCUGGGGGAGGCAUCCAUCUACUGCACCGAGUCUGGAAACUGGAGCCUGCCCAUUCCUCAGUGUGAAGGUAGCUGUGGUGCUCCUCCAAGACUCAGCUAUGCUGAAUUGGCCAAGGAACACCAGAACGUGACAGCUUUUCCCAUUGGGAGCACGGUGCGCUACUCCUGUCGCCCAGGAUUCAUGAGACACCCCACAGUGCUGCCAGCUCUGACGUGCCUCAAAAACCACACGUGGUCUGAUGUGCGAGCGUUCUGCAAAAGGCAAGAAUGUAAUUAUCCAGAAGCACCAGAAAAUGGCAGAGUUGUUGUUCUGACAGAUCUCCUGUUCAGGUCCAUCGUGAACUACACGUGUGAAGAAGGGUAUCGGCUGGUUGGACAGCCCCUGAGGCGCUGUGAGCUUUCUGGAGCAGAUAUUGCAUGGAGUGGUGAACCUCCCACUUGUCAGAUGGUAAAGUGUCGGCCUCCUCCAAGCAUCAUCAAUGGGGAACACGGUAAUUUCUCAGAUACUUUUGGGGUAGGUGCAAUCGUGCACUACCACUGCAAACCUGGCUUCAUCCUCAUUGGCAAUGAAUCCAUCCAGUGUACAAUGCAUGGGGUCUGGAGCCAUCCUCUACCUCAGUGUGAGGCUGGCUGUGUGAGUCCAGGAAUUGGGCAUGGAAAAGCAAUUGGAAGGGAAUCUCUCUACAUGCCUGGAGACAUCAUCACCAUUGAAUGCAACACUGAUAAUAGCUCUAAAGUGCUCCACAAGUCCCAGUGCCGAUCUGAGGGCACGUGGUUUCCUCCACUCCCAGCCUGUGAUGGAGUGCUGCACUGUUCCAAGCCCCCAGAUAUCCUCCACGGGAGCCACAGUGGCCUGGGAAAAGCAGUUUUCACUCCUGGAACAUCUGUAAACUACAGUUGUGAGACUGGCUUCUCCCUCAUUGGGAUGACAUCCAUUUAUUGUACAGAGUCUGGAGCCUGGAGCCAUCCUCCUCCGGUCUGCAAAGUUGUGAAGUGCCUCCACCCUCCUGCUGUCACCAAUGGGAAGCUCCAAGGCAACACCUCAGACACUUAUUUCUAUGGAGCAUCCUUGUCCUACAGCUGUGAUUCUGGUUAUUCACUCAUUGGGGAUGCUUUCAUCACCUGCACAGCAUCAGGAACCUGGAGCCAUCCUCCUCCUCAAUGCAAAGAGAUCAGUUGCGUAUUCCCAGAAGUUCAAGGUGUGAAGAAAAGCACGCCUGGAAAAACGUACAGAUUUGGGACUAACAUCACUCUUGAAUGUGAUGAUGGGUACACGUUGGAAGGCCUCAAUCAGAUUCAGUGCCAGGAGGACUUCAGCUGGGACCCUCCCGUGCCAGCCUGCAAACUCACUUCACCCAGGUCUGGCUCAGUAGGGCUAGGAAUCGCAGCUGCAGUCGUUUUGCUUCUCCUGGGUGUGACCAUUGGCUGGAAAAUUAUCUCAAAGCAGAAGGAAGGCUACUACCGUACGUAUGAAAACUACAAUUACAAAACCUCUCUGGAUUAGAUGACAGCAUUGAAACGUUCACUUCUGGCUGAGCCCAUAACCAGCACUCGAGGCGUUCUAUGCAUGGAAGCACUGCUCACAUUACGACCGACCCAAGAAAGCACUUUUAACACAGAAUCAACACCCAUCUAAGGGUCUAACGAAGCUCAAGCUGUACAGAAGCCCAUCAGGAGCCUCCUUUCCUGCACUUCACCUGCUCCUUGCUCUGCAAAGCUAAUAGAGAACCGAAGCAUUUCUGUGUGUUUAGGCUGUGCUCAUACAAAAGCUUCAACCAAUAAAGCCCAAAGGCAGCACUGUGUUUUGUGCCUCCA
This is a messenger RNA of Coturnix japonica (Japanese quail), 14742 nucleotides long. Lineage: Eukaryota; Metazoa; Chordata; Aves; Galliformes; Phasianidae. The record is from RefSeq and is a predicted model, not a curated record.